AUCCAGGUUUUUGGCGAUAGUCCCCACGUGCAGAUCAAUAUCGCCAGUGUACCAUUUAACUCGAAACUACCCUACGCGCCCCCGCCCAGGCUUUACAAUAUAAAGCAAUUUAAUAGCAUUUUAUCAUUACCUUUCGUACGCCGCUCCCUUGCGAUGCUCCCCCCUUUUGUAUUCGGGGAGAGGUGCAUUGGUGUGUGAAGGGUUCGCUAAUAACCCUUACUUGGAUGCUAUUUUUAGAAAUGAACGCUCCUCCAAUUGGCCUGGCACGUGAAUUCACUUUCCCCUAUUCGGUUAACGGAAUGUGUCACACACACGCGCACGCAAGUACGCUCGCACACAUUUGAAUGCGCGUCGGAAUAUCGGAGAACAGGCAAAGCCGUACCUACGUGCAAUCGACAAUCCAACUCUCAGCAGGUCGUGUGCUUAUGUGUUUGGUCACUAUUUGUCUUUCGGUUGUGUGUUUGAUUUGAUGCAAAGCAACACCACCUGCCAGAAAAGGUCAAAGGAAAAUCAGUCGCCCGUUUUUUUUUUUCGCCCUUGCCCCAUUUUUGUACAUGCUCCCAUGAGGUGUAGUCGUAUCUCCAAGUCGUAUCUCCCGCACGAGGUGGUAAAACAUUCGCUUAAAGAAACGUUAAACUAAGCCAAUCCCUAAAGCACGAUGAGCGAUCCGGAAGAUCUAGAGGACGGUGAGAUUGAGGACGACGAGGAUGAUGUGCAGCCGGCAGAUCCACCAUUGACUCAACCGACGCCGGAAGAUUAUCAAGAGUAUGAACCACAGCAGCAGCAGCAGCAGCAGCAACCGGCACCACCAUUAGGCGAUCACCACCACCAUCCAGGUAGCGAUGGUGAAGGAAAGCCGGUCCCGAACCGGGAACACACAAAUCACUCGAACAACAAAUCCCAGCGCUCUUCCAAAAAGCCCGCCCCGGUUGUGGACGAUUGGGCGACCAAGGUUGAGAAUGCCAUUGCUAACGCACUCAUACGGGACGGCGUACAGCCCCCGAUGCCAUCGUCCGUGCCGCACACGAACGACACGGAAGGUGACACAACACCGGGCUCUUCGAGCCGAAAGUCGAAAAAGCGCAAGAAAGCGAACCGUAAUUCGGAUGGCCAGCAGCAGCAGCAGCACAACAAACAGCCACGGCUCGGUGGCGGUGAUCAGGAUCAGGACGAUGGGAUGGAGAUGGAUUUGGAGUAUGAAAUGUUGAAUGUGCGGGGUAGCAGCCCGCAGCAUAUGAUGGGACGUGAUUCCGGACGGUCCGACUCGGAGGCGGACGACACACACUACUCGUCCGAUGAUUCAUCGAUGCGCGAUCGGGAUGGACACUACCGGGGUCGAAGGGAUCGGGACCAGCGGGAUCGUGACCGCGAGCGGGAACGGGAUAGGGAGCGCGAGCGGGACUAUAACCGCAAGAAGCGGAAACAAUCGCGCCAGCGAAGCAACAACAACAAACCGAACCGGGAUGUUGGGCGAAAGCGGAAGCGCGAUGAUUCGGAUGACGAGAAGCAUCGACCGACGGGACCACGCAAGAUGGAGCUGUGUAAAUUCUACCUAAUGGACUGUUGCGCCAAGCGGGAAAAGUGUCUGUACAUGCACAAAGACUUCCCCUGCAAGUACUACUACCUUGGCAUGAAGUGUAAGGAAAAGGACAAGUGUCUGUUCAGCCACGGCGAACCACUGUCCAACGAUCUGCGCGCCAUAUUGCUGAAGCAUCUGGAAACCGCACCGCAGGAGAUUCUCGGCAGCUUCCAGCGCAUCAGCCGUGAUCAUGCGAUCAGCAUGCUGAACGCAACGCACGCCAAACUACAGGAACGGUACGGUGGAAAGAGCGAUGGCUCUGCCGGUGGGAAAAUCCCUUCCCUGCUGGAUGUGGUCACGGGACAUCCACCGACCAACAGCAGCAGCAGCGGCAGUCUGCUCAGCCCAAAGCAUUCCCGCCGGUCGCGGUGGUGUGAGCGGCAGGGUGAUGGAAGCGACGAAGAACCAUCGGACGGUGGCGAUAUGACCAUGCAGCUGGCCGGCGUUAUUACACCCGCCCAGAUAAGCGAUCUCGAGCAGAUGGGCAUCCGGACGCUGGACGAAAUCAGCCAGCUUACGGUGGCGCAACUGAACGAGCUUGGACUUAGCAUUACGCAGAUUCACGACCUGCAAGUGCGGGCAUUGAAUGCGCUCCGGACGGCCGAUGAACGAAGGCGUCCCACCACCACCACCACCACCACCACCAGCACCACAUCAUCGGGGGCCAGCGAACCGGCGAAGGAUCUCGAUUUGCGCACACUACCGGGAGCGACCGGCGGCGCCGAAUCUGUUGUCAGCAAUACCAUCGAUCAGGAUGGUAGCAGCAAACAGGACGUUGACAUGCGAGUGCUUCCAAUGGGGAGUGACCCAUCGGAUAAGGUCGGGCCCACCACCGCCGGAAACCAAGACGAGGUAUUACCACCGGGUCCGGGCGGGACUGGUGUCCUCCUGAAGCCACCCACUGUGGAUUAUUCACAGUACAUUAAGGAUUCGAACCUAGACGAGGAAGACCUGGACGCGGUUGCGGCCAACUCGAGCUGUCUGCUGAACGCACCGGAAGAGGACGACGAUGACGAUGAUGAGGAAAACAAUCUGAAGAUUACUUUCGACGAGGAAGAGGACGAGGAAAAGAAGGAGUCCGACGAAGCCGAGUCGGAGAAACCGAGCGCGGAGGAAAGCCGGGAGGAUAGUAUGCUGCUUCCUCCACUAAUACCGCCCAAGAUCGAUUAUGCGCAGGGUCUCGGGAACAUACUAAAGUUUGGCAGCACGAUCGAUAGCGCACUUCAUCAGCCGAACAGCAAUGAAUCGCCUCGAUCGCACCGAUCACCGUCGCCCGUAGCGAAAGAGGAACAACCGACGGAAGUGUGGACACCUUCCAUGGCAGACUCGCAGCCAACUCAUCAACAGCAACAGCUUUACGGUGGUCCUCCACCGGCACCGAAGCCGGCAGCAAAAUCCAACACCAAACGACCCGCCGGCAGCAGUGGAUCGAUCUACGACUGGUACGAUUCGGACAAUGCGUCGGAGGACGGCGGACGAAACUCGCCGACGAUGGCGGCGGCGGCGGGAGCUGCCACCGCCCCGUUCCGAUACGGGUCGGAAAAGCCCCUUCCGCUUAACAUUGCGGAGGACGAUCCGUACUCGAUCGGCAGCUCGAUUGGACGGGAGCCGACCAGUGAGCUAGGCUUCCCAUUUAAGUCGAUGAUGGCAAAUUAUGUGCCGGCAACGGAAAUUGACGGUUCGAUUGGGUCACAUGCGCCGAUUCACUACAAGGUGUAUGUGGUUGACGUACCGAAACCAAACUACGGCACACUGCGUCGUUCGAUGGCACGCCCCGUCGGUACGAAAGAUCCUCGGCUACGGCGACUGUUUGGGUUGCAAAGUGAUGACGACGACGAGCGGGACGAUACCAGCGACGGUAUUAAAUCACCCGAUCCGAACCCCAACACAUCCCCCCUGCACGUCGGUUCCCCCUCGCUAAAUCACCCACACGCACCGAUCGUUAACAAACCGCCACCGGCCGUCAUCAGCAGCGGUCCGCGGGUAGAUCCGCGCAAGCGCCACGCUGAAAAGCUACAGCAAGAAGCAGCGGCGGCGGCGGCGGCGGCGGCGUCGGCUCACCACCAACAGACAACAGGUGGUCCGUUAAGGAACGCCUCCUCCAUGCCGCAGAUCGAUGUGCAAGCGAUCCUGCAAAAAUCGGCCUGGUACAAGGACCUUGGUUCACAGCACAAGAUCAUGGUCAACCAGCAGCUGGCCAUCCUGUCGACGGAGAUGAAGAAGUUCCACAACUCCGACCGGUCGCCGGAACAGUUGAGCGAUUUUAUGAAGUUUCUCAGCACCAGCAACAUGCUGCAGCAGAUCCUAACCUAUCUGAACGUGUACGUGGACGAUUCGGUAACGUUCUGUGAGGUGCAGGCGGUGCCGAAUUUGCCCCCGCCGGCCCUUCCACUCUCGACGAACAUUCCACCACCGACGAUAGGCGGUCCGCUUCCGUCGAUGCAGAUACCGAUCCCGCUGCACGUGCCGCCACCGAUCGGUGUACUGCCCGGAUCGAUGAGCGUACCACCACCGCCGCCCCACCAGCAGCCAAUGUUCCACGGUGGGGCACCGCAGGGUGGUCCAUUCGGGCAGCAGGAUCAAACGCAAGCGGGCCCACCACCACCGGCGGGCAUGAUGAGGCCGGGUUUGUUGGGCGUUUCACCGAACAUGCCAUUCGAACAGUUCCUUGCGAUGGGCAAUGUUAACAAAAAUGACAACGGAGGUGGGGGUGGAGGACCAGGGCCAGGACCAGCCAACAAUGGGCCCCUGCCACUGUGGGUCCAGGGCAAUGGGAAUAAUAUGCGCAACAUGCGCAACAACAACCGGAUCGGCCACAACUUCCGCAACAACAACGAUCGAUGGGGCAACGGCAAUGGCCAGCAGAUGCUGGGCAACAACGGCAACCAUAUGGGCGGUGGUAACAAUAACAAUCGGCGAAACAAUGGCAACAACAACCGGCGGAUGAAGAAGUAGGUGGAAGGGAGCUUCCAGCAAACGCGAGAUUAAUACAGCAAUAAUAGAAUACGUUGUAGUGUAUGCACUAACCCCUGCUGCUGUUACUAUUUACGCUUCGACCUCCUCGACCCCCCCAGUAAGUUUGUAGAAAGGGAGGAAGCGCCCACCAGCGCCAUCUUUUGUACAGUCGUCAUCAUCAUCAUCAUCAUCAGCAUUGUUGAACAUUAUAGUUGGAUACACACACUCAAUACAAUUACUUUAGGGAGGAACAAUAGGCUUCCGUUAGGCUCCUUGCCACACGCGCAGAGGCAAACAGCUUUCGGCACACAUCCACACAGGGAAAGAGAUUUACUGUAGAGCGCGCGCUUGUGUGAAAAGGCGCAGGUAUAUUACUAAUGAUAGGAAGAGGGACCUCACAACAAUCAGCGUUCCUGCGCACCUGUCGAAAGGUCUUGGAAUUUUUUG
This is a messenger RNA of Anopheles stephensi (Asian malaria mosquito), 4981 nucleotides long. RefSeq names its product protein suppressor of sable (gene su(sable)). NCBI's taxonomy places the organism in Eukaryota, Metazoa, Arthropoda, Insecta, Diptera, Culicidae. Gene Ontology annotation, cellular component: nucleus. Gene Ontology annotation, molecular function: RNA binding; metal ion binding. Gene Ontology annotation, biological process: negative regulation of DNA-templated transcription. The record is from RefSeq and is a predicted model, not a curated record. Bases 659 to 4534 code for a protein of 1291 amino acids. The transcript is spliced from 5 exons.